UCAUGGGCAUCUGCAUGGUGUUCCUCACUCUCUGCCUGGCGCUCAUCAAGGUGCUUGCAUGCUGGAGGGAGGGCUGAGGGCGGGAAGAGUCCCAGAGCUCUCGUUCCGCAUCCGCAGGGCUCAGGCAAGCUCGCACCUUUGGCUGGGGCCGGCACAGCUGGCUGAGGAUGGAGCACAGAGCACGGGAGCACUGCCUCGUGUCUUCUCUGCUCAGAGCCUGGGUGUUCCUCCAGAUCCUGUCCACCAUGGCCAGGCGCCCUCGGAGCAGCAGAGCUUGGCACUUUGUCCUGAGCGCAGCCCACCGAGAUGCGGAUGCCCGGGCUGUGGCUCUGGCGGGGACCACUAACUGGGGCUACGACUCAGAUGGGCAGGUGCUUCCUUGGGGCAUCAGUGCCGUCGACCUGCACAUGGUGACAGAAGGCAGGGGGCACGCCAGACGGGAGCAGCUGGUCCUUCUCUCGCAGCACAGUGACUCCGAUUCCGACCCUGAGUCCCCCACCCUGCCACCGCCCAUCCCCAGCGCUGUGCCUGUGACCGGGGAGUCAUUCUGUGACUGUGACGGCCAGAGCGAGGCCUCCUUCUGCAGCAGCCUGCACACGGUGCAUCGCGGCAAGGACAAGGACUGCCGCUGCGGGGAGGAGGACGAGCAUUUUGACUGGGUGUGGGACGACCUGAAUAAGUCCUCCGCCACCCUGCUGAGCUGUGACAACAGAAAGGUCAAUUUCCACAUGGAGUACAGCUGUGGCACGGCGGCCAUCAGGGGCACCAAGGAGCUGGGGGAGGGCCAGCACUUCUGGGAGAUCAAGAUGACCUCACCGGUCUACGGCACCGACAUGAUGGUGGGCAUCGGCACGUCAGACGUGGACCUGGACAAGUACCACCACACGUUCUGCAGCCUGCUCGGCAGAGAUGAAGACAGCUGGGGUCUCUCCUACACGGGGCUCCUCCAUCACAAGGGCGAUAAGAUGAGCUUCUCGUCGAGGUUUGGCCAGGGCUCCAUCAUCGGCGUGCACCUGGACACCUGGCACGGGACGCUCACCUUCUUCAAGAACAGGAAGUGCAUAGGCGUGGCAGCCACCAAGCUGCAGAACAAGAAGUUCUACCCGAUGGUGUGCUCCACGGCGGCCAAGAGCAGCAUGAAGGUGAUCCGCUCGUGCGCCAGCAUGACCUCCCUGCAGUAUCUGUGCUGCCACCGCCUGCGCCAGCUGCGGCCCGACUCGGGGGACACGCUCGAGGGGCUGCCCCUGCCGCCCGGCCUCAAGCAGGUGCUGCGUCACAAGCUCGGCUGGGUCCUGAGCAUGAGCUGCGGCCGCCGCAAGCCCCCUGCACCAUCCCCCGUGGCCACCGGCGCAAGCGUCCCCGAGCCCCGGCCCCACCCACGGAAACGCUGCCGACGGACCUGACCGCUUUCCGGGGGACGCCGCCUUCCCGGGGCCUGGUGGCCGCCUGCUCCACGCCCCUUCAGACUGGGCUCCAGAGGGCAGACUCACGCCCAGGGCGGUCUUGGCCGGUACGGGCCCCUGUGGUCCCAGGAGCAUUGGCCUCUGGUGUCGUGCGGACGUGGCCAGCCCGGCUCUCCCGGACCGACGGGGCUGAGGACACGGGCAGAGGCAGCCCCCGUGCUCGCUGCCGGCCCGCUCGCGUCCUUCAGCUGCUCGUGCAUGUCGUCAGCUGCUGUCCCUCUUGUCCCAGGCCGAAAUGACCGUAAUAAACUUAGACUCUACGUGAC
This is a messenger RNA of Enhydra lutris kenyoni (northern sea otter), 1729 nucleotides long. Its product is annotated as splA/ryanodine receptor domain and SOCS box containing 3. The record is from RefSeq and is a predicted model, not a curated record. Gene Ontology annotation, biological process: proteasome-mediated ubiquitin-dependent protein catabolic process. The coding region runs from base 168 to 1403 and encodes 411 amino acids. Gene Ontology annotation, cellular component: SCF ubiquitin ligase complex. Gene Ontology annotation, molecular function: protein binding. NCBI's taxonomy places the organism in Eukaryota, Metazoa, Chordata, Mammalia, Carnivora, Mustelidae. The transcript has 6 exons.